Molecule: messenger RNA, 992 nt
Organism: Exophiala oligosperma
Lineage: Eukaryota; Fungi; Ascomycota; Eurotiomycetes; Chaetothyriales; Herpotrichiellaceae
Exons: 2
Coding region: 46-480 (144 amino acids)
Source: RefSeq, a predicted model, not a curated record
UCUACAUCGCCUCCUCUAUUCGCAAGCGAUCUCGGGUUCAUAACGAUGUCGGGGCAACCGGAUUUUGACGGUGACGCCGAUGCGGCGAUGCGCCAGAUGAUGGGCUUUGGCACUUUCACAGAGCGUCGAAAGAAUAAUCCACCUGAUACAUCCUUUGCCUCAUCAUCGGCAGCGUCGCAACCAGGAGGAUCUUCAAACGAACCAACAACAUCCAUCGGACCAACGAGUCUUAUAACCCCACAACACGCGUCUCAACAAGUACCACAAACUCAGGGUCAGGGCGAUGAAGAACCAAUCUAUGCCUUCAGCUCGCCAGUCAGCAAUACCUACUACACCAAGGAAGACCUGGAUCGAUGGGCACGGGGCAUGAUCAACGCCAAUGGAGACACUGUCUACUUCAAACCCGGGUUCGUCUCCAAUGACCCCUGGGCGAGGCUUCGUCCGAGAGAAGAAAAUGACAACAAGACCGCCGGAGCCUGAUCUGACGACGAUCUUUUGAGGUGUCUUUCAUUGGGCCAUGCAUGAACUUUGAGGCUCAUACAGCGGCUCCUCUGACGUUGAGACAUUGCCGAGAAGGGACCAAUUCAGGUACCACGACACGACGGCCAACACCUCAGAGCUGGCAAGAAGCCAAUUGCAUGUCGUAUUCAGCGGAGCCAUUCACUCCUGAUCGGAUAAGUGCACCGUUGUACGGUGUACACGCUGGUCAUCGACAUGAGAAACGCCAAGGACCCCUUCUUUCCAGCGAUAGUGAAGGACUGCUGCGAUUUGAGGCAAGCGAGGCGUGCACCCCCUAUUGUGUUGGGUUCUGCAACAGUCAAGACGGGUCUAUGAGGCCGUGCGACUGCAAACGGGUCGAUGAUAUGGCCUGAGAACGUCAUGAGAAGUUGAUGCACCUGUAGCACCCACGACAUCUUCCGCGGUCUGGUCGUAUCGUUUACAAACCAUCCAGAUGGGGAUCCUCUCCUGUUCUUGUCAAUCUCACAUUUCCG